This is a messenger RNA of Adineta steineri, 2403 nucleotides long. NCBI's taxonomy places the organism in Eukaryota, Metazoa, Rotifera, Eurotatoria, Adinetida, Adinetidae. The record is from the annotation of a GenBank genome assembly.
AUGAACAAGCAAACAUUUAUAACUAAUCAUCCUGAAUAUGGAUAUAAUGGUACUAUUGAUGAAAUUUAUCAUAAUGAAUUUUCAACUCGUCUUCCUUCAGAUCGAGUCUAUCUCGAUCAUGCCGGUACAACAUUAUAUACUCAAUUUCAAAUAGAUUCUCAUUUUAAUCAACUUCGUACAUUAACAUUAAAUAAUCCUCAUAGUGAACAAGAAGAUUCCAAAUCUUUAUUAUUAAUUCAAGAAUGUAUUGAAUUUAUUUUAUCAAUAUUUCAAACAUCAAGUCGUUAUUAUUCAAUUGUAUUUACAUUAAAUACAAGUCAUGCUUGUCAAUUAUUAUCAUCAUUAUUUCCAUUUUCAUCACAAUCGGAAUAUGCUUAUAUGACUGAUAGUCAUAAUAGUCUUAUUGGUAUUCGACAACAAGUUAAAUCAAAAGGAGGUUCAUUUUCAGUUAUCGAUUAUCCUUCACAUAUUUAUAAUAAACAAACAGAUUCAGAUAUUAAUAAUUGGUCCUUUCGUUGUGCUGGUCGUUCAUCAUCAUCAUCAUCUGAAAUGGAAUCAGAUAAUCCAUAUUAUUGUCUCUUUGCAACUCCCGCAGAAAAUAAUUUUAAUGGACUACGACCACCAUUAGAUAAUCUUUUAGGGCCUUUUAUAAAUGCACGAGAAAAUCAAUCAGAAAAUUUUCCUAUACCAGUUCAUCGACGUCCGUCGAAAUCAUGUCAUUGGUUAACAUUAGUUGAUUGUGCAAAAUAUUUAUCAACACAACCAUUUUCACUUUCAACAUAUCCAGUUGAUUUCGUUGUUUUAUCAUUUUAUAAAAUCUUUGGUUAUCCAACUGGUUUAGGUGCAUUAAUUGUUCGAAAUGAAUCAUUAAAAAUACUUAAUAAUGAAAAUUAUUUUGGUGGUGGUAGUGUACAAUAUAUUUCACCAUAUGAUGAUAAUCGUGUUAUAUAUAAAUCUGGUAUUGAUGCUUUUAUUCAUGGAACAAUACCAUUUACAACAAUUCUUUCUCUUUAUCAUGGUUUUCAAUUAAUAACAUGUAAAUUAUCAUAUAAAUCGAUAUCAUUACAUACACAAUGUUUAAUUGAGUAUUGUCGAAAUGAAAUGUGUAAAUUAAAUUAUUCCAAUGGACAAAUUCUUUGUUUAUUUUAUGAUGCAAGAAAUAAUUUAUUAAAUAAAAAUAAUGGUUAUUCUUAUGGACCGAUUUUAAAUUUUAAUUUAUAUAAUCGACAUGGACAAUUUCUUUCCUGUCGUUUAAUACAACGAAUUGCUGCUGAUCAUAAUAUUAUUUUAAGAGUAGGAACAUUUUGUGCACCAGGUGCUAGUCAAGCUUAUCUUGGUUCAAGUAAAUCAUUUGAAAUUAAUCAUGAAUGUCAUCGUGGUCUUUUUUGUGGUACAAAUAAUGAUGGUGAAGAUGUUUUAGAUUCUGGUCGUCAACCAUUAGGUAGCAUUCGUUUGAGCCUUGGUUGGAUGAGUCGUUAUGAAGAUAUUCAAAAUUGGAUUGAUUUUCUUCGUCAAGUUAUUUUACAAGGUAUUGGAAUAGCACCUUUAUUACCAUCGUUAACAGUAAAUAAAUAUUCGAAUGAAGAAAUUAUUUUAAAUUUAACUCAUAUUUAUAUAUAUCCAAUAAAAUCUUGUGGUUCAAUGUCAGUUAAAGAAUGGCCUUUAACAUCAAUAUCAUUUUUAUAUGAUCGUGAAUGGAUAAUUAUUGAUCAAAAUUUAAAUCCAUUAACACUGAAACGUUUACCAUCAUUAGCACAAAUAAAACCUUUUAUUAAUCUUAAACAAAAUCAACUUAUACUCAAUGCAAAUAAUCAUCCAUCAUUUAUUAUUGAUAUUAAUAAUGAUUCAACAAUUAUUAAAUCAUCAAUAAAGUUGAACGAUGGAAUUAUAUGUGAUAUGUAUGGUGGUGAAAUCGAACAUUGGUUAACUAAUGUUUUAGGUAUUUAUGCGACGUUAGCACGUCGUAGAAAUGAUAGUCAAAUGACAUUAGCAAAUGAAGGUGCUUUUCUUCUUGUACAUGAAGAAAGUGUUCGACAAAUAAAAUCUGAAUUAAAUGAAAAGGAAAAAAUUACUCAUGAACGUUUUCGACCAAAUUUAGUUGUUGAUAAAUGUAAUAUUAAUCAAUUUUAUUCUGCAUAUAGUGAAGAUUUGUGGAAACGUUUCGUAAUUUUAAAUGAAGACAGUAUUCAAUUGAAAACAAUUGGUUUAUGUCAACGAUGUUCAAUAGUUAAUGUUGAUCCAUUGACUGGAACAAAUCAAAGUCAUCUUUUUACUCGUUUACAAACACAACGAAGAGAAAUUAAUUCAUUAAGAGCAAAUUUUGGAAUUUUAUUAAAUCUUUCAGAAAUGUAUAAUAAUACGAAUUUUAUUCGAGUUGGAGAUCGAAUUCAAGCUUUUAAAUAA